Penicillium diatomitis is the source of this 375-nucleotide messenger RNA. RefSeq lists its product as uncharacterized. Bases 1 to 375 code for a protein of 124 amino acids. Lineage: Eukaryota; Fungi; Ascomycota; Eurotiomycetes; Eurotiales; Aspergillaceae. The transcript has a single exon. The record is from RefSeq and is a predicted model, not a curated record.
AUGUCCCGUGCCGACAGAUGUUUCAACUUCACAGACGCCCUUCCAGACACAGGGCCCUACCAACCUGGCUGGUGUGGCGUCGCGAUAUCUCAGCAGAUCAUGAAAAACAACAACACGCCCUAUCAAGCUCUCACACAAUGCUGCACGAGCGGCCAGUACACUCUUUGGCCCGAGACCUACAACCGCAACUAUCCUGAAAAGUGCUUUGCAUACUGCAAAACUUUCAAUCAGACUCAGCUUCAGCAAGUGGGCCGGUGUUUGGAUGCCAACGUCGGAAGUCAUGGUUGCGCCUCAGGUGGGCCUCACGCAGUCAUGCUGAGCUGGAGCACCCUGCUCCUCUCGGUGUUGCUCAUGUCUGUCAUGCUUGGGCAAUAG